This is a messenger RNA of Syngnathus acus (greater pipefish), 2120 nucleotides long. Its product is annotated as glutathione synthetase-like. Gene Ontology annotation, molecular function: ATP binding; glutathione binding; glutathione synthase activity. The record is from RefSeq and is a predicted model, not a curated record. NCBI's taxonomy places the organism in Eukaryota, Metazoa, Chordata, Actinopteri, Syngnathiformes, Syngnathidae. Gene Ontology annotation, biological process: glutathione biosynthetic process. Gene Ontology annotation, cellular component: cytosol.
GACUGUAGCCUUAAAUAUAAAAAUAUUUCAAACAAACUCAGGAAAAAAACCUUGUUUAGUGGAUACUGCUAUCUACUUCACUUUUACUUUCACUUUCAAAUUGACUUCACUUUAACUUUUACUUACACUUUCAAAUUGACUACACAAAGACCGUUUGAACCUUAAUGACUAGCUCAUAAACCGUAGUGCAAGUGAUUUCUUUUCCUUGACAAAUUUAAAGGCAUUUGAUCAGAAGUCGGAACAGCACUCCAUUGUGACCACAGAGACAGCAAUCGAUCUUAACUCUUAACUCUCAGAAUGGCUAACGGGGUACGAAAUGAGUUACUGAUGAACACAACCCUAAUCGAUGAACUGGCACAAGUGGCAAAAGAAUCAGCAUUGGCACAUGGUAUUCUUAUGAGGCUUGAAAGAUCCCCCAACUCGUCAGAGGAGGUGACGUAUGCUCCUAUCACUCUCUUCCCCACGCCAGUACCAAGAGCUCUUUUCCUCCAAGGUGUGGCAGUGCAAACUCACUACAAACUUGUGGAUAAAAUCAGCCAGGAUCCUGACUUCUUAGAAGAGGCUCUUGCCAGCACCGUUUCUGUGGAUGAUUUCACUGCAAGGCUGUUCGAGAUACAUCGGCAGGUCCUUAAAAAUGGAAGGUUGCAGUCACUUGUGUUGGGUCUGAAUCGAUCCGACUACAUGUGGGACCAGGAGAAUGGACACACAUCUCUGAAACAGAUCGAGAUCAACACCUUUGCUGCUGCAGGUGGGGGCAUGGCCUCUCACAUUUCAGAUGUACACAGACACAUUCUUCAGGUGGCUGGCAAGCUGGAGGAGAGCCAGCGCAUCAUCGACAACAACCCUGCGGUGGGUCUGGCCAAGGCUUUGGCUAAGGCCUGGGAGCUCUAUGGAUCAAAGAGGGCGGUUGUCAUGUUCGUGGUGAAGGAGAACGAGAUCAAUAUUAUGGAUCAACGAGUAAUUGAGAAUGAGCUGUGGAAAGGGAAUAUUACCACCAUACGAAAGCGUUUUGAGGAUAUCUCUGAAUCUGGACGCCUAGAUGGGGACAAGAGACUAUUUGUUGAUCAUCUGGAAGUUGCGGUGGUCUACUUCAGGCACGGUUAUAUGCCUCAGCACUACAAGUCUGAAAAGGCAUGGGAUGCUCGUCUGAUGAUGGAGGGCUCCUUGGCUGUGAAAUGUCCCGAUAUCAGCACUCACCUGGCUGGAACUAAGAAGGUCCAGCAGGUGCUUGCCAAGCCAGGUGUUCUGGAACGAUUCUUUCCAGACCAGCCGCAAGUAGUGGAGCAACUUAGGGCCACCUUUACUGGCCUCUACUCUCUGGACAUUGGAGCAGAAGGUGAUAAAGCUAUAGAAAUGGCUUUGGCGACGCCGGAUCGGUUUGUCCUGAAACCUCAGCGAGAGGGAGGAGGGAACAAUAUUUACGGACAAGAAAUCUGUGAGGUUCUUGGCAAAGUGAAGAGCAGUGCAGCGAGAAUGGCCCAUAUACUGAUGGAUAAAAUCCAGCCCGAGUCUACACCGAACUACCUGCUGAGAAUGGGCAAGCCCCUCAAAAUUAGUAAUUGUGUUAGUGAACUGGGCUUCUUUGGAACCUAUGUCAGGCAUGGUAAAGACAUGCUGAUGAAUGAUUGUGUGGGCUAUCUUAUGAGGACCAAGAGUACGGAAUACUCCGACGGUGGUGUAGCUUCAGGAGCGGCUGUCCGGGACAGCGUGCUCCUCUUCUGAGUACCUGUACUUGACACAAUUCUCCGCCAUUAUUUAACACUGCCUAAUUGCUGCUCUGGUGAUGACUCACUCAUUGGCAUAUUGUUCAAUGCACAUGGAUACAAGAUGCCACAACAGUUUUCAAUGGAUUGAUCUUCUGCUUCCGGCCGUGUCUGUCCUUGACCUUCCUGCCCCGUUGUUCUCCCAGGAAUCAUUUUAUGGCCCUGACAAUGAAUUCUGCCUAAAGUCUGGUUCACACAGCAAGAUUUGAAACAAAUUGGUGGACUUUCAAACUCCAAGAGACCCCACACUUGAUGAGAACCAAUCACGGGUAUAACAGUUUUGAAUGUACCGUGUGUGGUGUGCAACCCUAGUGAGGAUAAGCAGUUGGCAGAGAAUGGAUAGAUGAAUUGACAGAU